CUCUCACGUUGUGGCUUGGAAAUUAGAGCACAUUGCCUAAAAUUGAGGUCUCCACAUACACACUCUCACACACGCCUAGUCACCGAGAGCCGCUGACAUGAACUGGAUGAACGUUGAGGAGAUGCUCCGCAGGGCCGAGACGCCUCUCUUCUGGGUCGGCGCGUUCGCCGUGGCCUCCCUGGCGCUGUGGCUGCUCUACAGGCUGCUCUCAGGCUUUAGGAUCUGGGUCUUGGGAAAUGGGCAGCUGCUCUCUCCGAAGCUGGGCAAAUGGGCAGUUGUGACGGGAGCCACAGAUGGAAUCGGGAAAUCCUAUGCGGAGGAGCUGGCUCGACGUGGAUUUGCCAUGAUGUUGAUCAGCCGCUCCCAGGAAAAGCUGGACGAUGUGGCCAAGUCCCUUGAGGAGCAGUAUAAGGUGGAAACCAAGACUAUUGCAGUUGACUUUGGCAAGACAGACAUCUACCCCAAGAUCGAGGCGGGGCUGGCUGGUCUGGAGAUUGGAGUUCUUGUCAACAAUGUCGGUGUGUCUUACCCCUACCCCGAGUACUACCUCCACAUUCCUGAUCUGGAGAAUUUCAUCACAAAUAUGAUCAACGUCAACAUGACCUCAGUGUGCCAGAUGACCCGUCUGGUGCUGCCCAGAAUGGCUGAGAGGUCCAAAGGUGUAAUCCUCAACAUCUCCUCUGCCAGUGGCAUGUACCCCGUCCCUCUGCUCACAGUCUACUCUGCCACAAAGGCCUUCAUGGAUUUCUUCUCUCGUGGCCUUCAGGAGGAGUACAGGCGUCAGGGCAUCAUCAUUCAGAGUGUGCUGCCCUUCUUUGUGGCCACUAAGAUGACUCGUAUCAGGAAGCCCACCCUGGACAAGCCCACCCCAGAACGCUACGUGGCCGCUGAGCUCACCACUGUGGGUCUGCAGAGCCAGACUAACGGCUACUUCCCUCAUGCUGUCAUGGGUUGGGUGACCACCAAGCUAGUGCCGAGCAGCAUCGUUAUCUUCCUGGGAGCCAGAAUGAACCGUCUGCAGCGCACCGGAUACCUGCAGAGGAGGAGGCUGCGGGAGCAGAGGAAUGGAGCAAGUCUGAAGAGUGAAUAGGACGACAGCUAAGGAUUCUGCAGGCGGCCGCAGUGAUCUGACCUGGUGCAGCAUUUUGGAAAGAGAGAGCAUUUAGUAUCUGUGUGAUUGAUCCCCCAGAGUUGCCUGAAGUUUCACCUUUGUGCCUUCAGUAAAGUAUGCACAUCAGAGAGUAUGUAUGACUUUGUGUUUAAAAGCAGCAGUCUGCCCUGAUGUGGUUUGUCUGGAGAGAAAUGAUCAAAGAAGAUAGGAGCUGAAAUGAUAAUAAAAUACUGCUCUUGGCAAAGGACAUUAAUAUUUUUUGUCACUGACACUGAUGGUGGAAUUUAUACAGCCAAAAUAACGAGUGAUUUGUUAACCCUGCUGUUGUAAGCAGUGGAAAAUGGUGGUGGGCAUCUUUUAUAUAUAUAUCUAUAUAUUUGUAUAAUUAUUUAUUUUAUAUUUGUAUGAACACACGAGCCAAACUCAGACCCUUUAAGACUAGCUUUCAGCUUAGUCCUGUUUACAAAUCAUUGAGCCAUUUUUAAGAUGGUAGUUUUUGCUUUCUUUCAUGUCAGUUUACUUGCACCACUGAGUUGCAAUCCUCAACCAUUGGUUCAUUUUUUUUUUAUGAUAUUGCGUGUUCACAGUAUAUUUAAAACGAUACUUUGUGGUGGGUUGUCGUUACACCAGUGUAUCUCGUUAAUGUUCUAAACCAAAGUUUUUCAUAGUUAUCUUUCGCUGUCACGGUAAACACUAGUGCUUUUCUACUGACAUUAAUGCUGGAAACAGUCAGAGUUAAUGAGCAGGUAUUGAGAAGUUAAGAUGUGCUGUAAUAGGAUAUAAUUCAGCUGGUGCUAUUUCUCGGUGAACUACACAGCUGUUCAGUUUUCUGCCUUGUUUGAUCACAAUGUAAACCCACCAAAGGAAUAACAUGUUUUUUUUUUAAUCUUUUGAUGUUCAACCUCUGCACAUUUAGUUCAUUCAGUUUUCUGUAAUGGAUAGAGAAUGUCAUUCCUUGUGUGGCAAAGAAGGUAAAACAUAGAACUCUGUAGGUUUCACAUUUACAUACAAACUGGUUCACGUACUGCCAAAUGUUUGCUCCUCAUUACAGUUACUGCACAAUAGAAUACCCAGUAUGACGUGGUCUGACCUGUGCCUCAGUCAAGCGGCCUUGUGAAUCCUAAAGAGUAUAAUAUACUUGGAAAUUAAAAUUGGACUUUCUACAUGUAAAAUGCACUGUGUACGUUUAUCCUGCUGAUGGCAUCUUAUGUUUUCUACUAUUUGUUAAUAAAAGCUUUGGCAUAUAG
Molecule: messenger RNA, 2358 nt
Organism: Toxotes jaculatrix (banded archerfish)
Lineage: Eukaryota; Metazoa; Chordata; Actinopteri; Toxotidae
Gene: hsd17b12a
Product: hydroxysteroid (17-beta) dehydrogenase 12a
Exons: 11
Coding region: 98-1090 (330 amino acids)
Cellular component (GO): endoplasmic reticulum
Molecular function (GO): oxidoreductase activity
Source: RefSeq, a predicted model, not a curated record